GGCCGAUGGGGCGGGGGCGCUCUUGCCCGCACGGCGAGGCGUCAUAUGACCGCAGCACGGGGAGCGAGAGAGAGCCGCCGCCGCCGCUGCAGCCAGAGCCGGAGCCGGCCCGAGGCGCGGUCGCGAGAAGCGGGCGAGGGAGUGACUCCGCACCUGGGCCGCUGUCGGCGCUGCCCCCGUCGCCACCAUGCUGGCGCUGCUGUCCCGGCUGCUGGACUGGUUCCGCUCGCUCUUCUGGAAAGAGGAGAUGGAGCUGACGCUGGUGGGGCUGCAGUACUCGGGCAAGACCACCUUCGUCAACGUCAUCGCGUCGGGUCAGUUCAGUGAAGAUAUGAUUCCUACAGUGGGCUUCAACAUGCGGAAGGUUACGAAGGGUAACGUCACAAUAAAGAUCUGGGAUAUAGGAGGACAGCCACGUUUCCGAAGCAUGUGGGAGCGCUAUUGCAGAGGAGUUAAUGCUAUUGUGUAUAUGGUUGAUGCUGCAGAUCGUGAAAAAAUAGAAGCAUCUAGAAAUGAGCUGCACAAUUUACUAGACAAACCACAGCUACAAGGAAUUCCUGUUCUAGUGCUUGGAAACAAGAGAGACCUUCCUAGUGCUUUGGAUGAGAAGCAACUUAUUGAAAAAAUGAACCUGGCAGCUAUUCAAGACAGAGAAAUUUGCUGCUACUCUAUUUCUUGCAAAGAAAAGGACAAUAUAGAUAUCACACUUCAGUGGCUUAUUCAGCACUCCAAGUCUAGAAGAAGCUGAAAUCUUGCCAAUAACUCCCCACUUGGCCAUAAUCUCAAUUGUCUACUCUCUUCAUGAUGAAACGUUACCCAGGAUAGUCCUCCUGUAUCCAAGGAAUUGCCUUUUUUCACAGUUCAUGCCUCAUGUGCACUGCUGAAGACUUAUAUUCCUACUUGUCAUAAAGAAUUGCCUAGAGUUGUCAUGAGUUGUGCAAACGUUUUUAAGUUCAUCUAAAAAGUGGCAGUGGGUGCUUUUUUAAAAAAGGAAAAAAAAGCUACCGUUAAAAGUGUAUUUCUGCUCUGGUUGUCCUGAGCUAGAUUUUUUAUAUUUGAUUUUCAGCAAACUUAUUUAAUUCUUGUAUUUAGUGGCUCAUUGAAGUUGCUGACCAAGGGCAGCAUGAGGGUUCUAGCACCACUUUCUGUGCUUUAAGCUUUUCAAACACUGUUUAAAUGGGAUAUUAACUUGUCUCUCAGAUGCAUGUGAAAUGUAUUGUAAAAUGGUUUGCAAUGGAGAGUGCCAGGCUCUAGAUAUUAAAUCACUAAUUAACUUAUGCUUUUUUCAAGUUGUGAAGUUGUCUCAUCCCAAUGAAUUAGAAAUGUCAUACUGUUAUUUUGUAUCUGUUGUUCAUUGCUAAUAAAUUUUUUAGCCCACUUGAAAUUAAGCGGAAUAUGGAAUAGAGUACCUAAAAUGAAGGUUUUCAAAAGUUGGACAUUGAAAUAGGUAAAACAGAUUUUAAGAACUUCAGGCUAGAUUAACAAUCCCACUUUGUUCUUGGAAUGUUUUGCAAAGACUCUACAGCUGCAUGACACGUGAACAACUGGUGAUAGUAGGUGUCUCACUGAUUCCCAGCCCAAGAGAUUCUGUAUCACUGUCUGGCUUGUCAUUUCUUCUGUUCAUGGAAUAGCUGUGCACAGUUGUGCUUGGUGCUAGGAAACACCUAGACUAUUUGUGACAGCCCUAGAUCUGCCUUUUCUUUUGAUGUGUAAUCAUGUGUGAAGUCCACAGCCUGUGAAAUGUUAAAUGGAGUCUUGGAGCUCAAGAGAAUGGAUGAUCUGAUCUGUUUCUUGGUUAGCUUCUACAGUACAGAGGUGUAUGAACUGCAAACUGUAACAGUUCUCUUGUAGCUUUACCUUCUUGGCAGUGUCAAUAUUUAAAGGGACAUUUGUUAAGACUGGUUUUGUUCUUACAGUAAUGUUAAUGUACCCCACUGUGUGCAUAUAAAUAUAUGGGAUACCCGCUUGUGUUGCCCUUCACUGUGUGGAGUUUGUUUUUUCGACAACACUUGUAUGUAUGUGACUUGUAUUCUACAUUUUCAGAUCCUUGUUUAAUACAUAUUUGACAUACUUACAGGUAUGUUCACACUAUAUGCCGGAUGAGUUCAGAGGGUGAGUUUGAAGCAGAAGGCAUUUUAUAUUGGCUCAAGCACUACCAUGUGCCGUAUGUGACCCUUCAUUUGUUGCGAAAUAUCUCUGACCUUGUACAAGCAUCCCUGUGUUGCUCUUAAGAACCUUCUGCUGGAAGCCAUCAGAUCCCACAUUAGAGUAGUGUGCGGGAUGUCUGUACAAGGCUGUCAUACUCUCGCAAGAUGCUGGGAUAAUGCAGCAGUUGCCAAUCUGUCCUUGAGUACGUGGCAGCAAACAUUACAGGUGUUGUGUGUGCGUUCUUGCACCAAGUUAUAGUAGCUUUGCCCUCAGUAUUGAGCUAAGCUAAUACAUACAAUUUGAUUUAUGCUACCAUUGCCUUACUGUUCCCAUUCCAAUUAUUGUACUACCUCCAUUUGUGAACAAAGCUUGCAUUUGUAACUGCAGUGUGCUUCAAAAAAUCCUGUAAUCCCAUUGGUGCUGUAGAGAGGGUUAAUAACUUGCUACUGUAUUUAGCAGUUCACUGUGGACCUCUAUACUUGCUAGAGCAUCUCUGCUUGUGCCUAAGAUAAGAAAGUUGAAUUAGAAUGUGUCAGCCUUUCCUGUGGGGAUCAAAUUAUUGUCUACGUAAUUGGCCUAUUGCUGAACUCAAUGUGUGUUGGGGUGGGGUGGUGGUGGUUAGUGUAUACUUCACAGCUUUCAGCAUUUGACAUUCAGAAACUACUAUCUACUUUUAAACCUGUGCAUUAAUCUCCGCAUGUGAACAACUUACACAUUUACCAAACUGUAAAUAUGUGAAUUUUUUAUUUGGGUGGAUUGCAUUUUGUUGGUUUAUUGCUCUUCAGCUUUAUCCAAUAAACUUACAUUUUCAGGGUCA
Molecule: messenger RNA, 2965 nt
Organism: Eublepharis macularius
Lineage: Eukaryota; Metazoa; Chordata; Lepidosauria; Squamata; Eublepharidae
Gene: ARL8B
Product: ADP ribosylation factor like GTPase 8B
Exons: 7
Coding region: 188-748 (186 amino acids)
Biological process (GO): anterograde axonal transport; protein transport
Cellular component (GO): lysosomal membrane
Molecular function (GO): GTP binding; GTPase activity
Source: RefSeq, a predicted model, not a curated record